This is a messenger RNA of Porites evermanni, 1329 nucleotides long. The record is from the annotation of a GenBank genome assembly. Lineage: Eukaryota; Metazoa; Cnidaria; Anthozoa; Scleractinia; Poritidae.
AUGGCAACAGCAUCUGGCAGUGAAGAAUAUAAGAAACUGAAACAAAAGGUGAUAGAGCAAAAGAGACGUCAUGGAGAGGUCAGUCCAGAUGAUAUGUAUAAGCUGGCCGCACUCUUGGCGCGAUGGGCAGUAAGAGAACGCCUGCCUAUUUGUCUCUUAUGUAGAAAAUUAAAUAGCAAGCCCGAAGGACUGGGACACGUUAUUCCUCACUCAAUACUAAAGGAAGCUGGGCGACAUGAGUUCUUUGAUCAUGUUCGCGGAGCAGAAGGGGGAGUGUCCAAUUUUGGAUACUAUGCAUUUUGUAAAGUUUGUGAACAAGUAUUUCAACGGGGCGAGGACUAUUUUAAUCCAGAGUUUUUUAAACCAUUUCUUGCAAAUGUUGAUGGCAAGAUUGAAAAAAAUGUAAAAACUGACCGUUUUCCAUGGCUUUACCACUGUUUAAUUUCCAUCAUUUGGCGAUUGUUGUGUUUUAUUCCUUAUGAAAACAGUACAUGUAUACGUAUUCAAGCAUUAGAAUACUUGCGAAAUUACUUGUUAAACUGGGAAAAAGAAACUGGGAAGAUAGAUGCAAGGGUAAAGUUGUUUCUGUUUGCUCCAAAUUGCGAAAUUGAUGAGAUGCUGAAAGGUAAUGAGGUAAACAGGCGCUUCUUUUACGAAUUGUUUACAGGUGCUAUUUUUCAAUCGCCUCCCGACUUGCCGAAAGUUCUUCCAGUGUGGUUUUUCUGUGGCCCUUUGCACGUUUGUAUGCUAUACGGCAGUGUCGAAACUGUUACAGCUGUUUGUAGCUCUAUAAAAGGUUUAGAAGACACUUUGCUUACUACAAAAACUAACAAAUUUACUAUAGAAGAUAAAAAGACUAGGAUUUUUCCUACUCACUAUUACGAACUGGUCGUUGAUUUUGGCACGGCUAAUGUGUCAGCCACUACUCGACUGCCAUCAGCUGGCAAAAAGGCCAACAACACUUCACCAGUUUUGCAGGGUGCCUAUUGUCAUCUUCUUCCAAGGGACGUAUCCUAUGACAGAAAACUUAACAUUUUUUGUUUUAGUGAGGACAGGUUUGAAAAGAAGGGUGACCAUCGUCGCGGGGCUUUUUGUAUAACCGAAGUAAAACGGAAAGGGAACAACGAAAAAAUAGUAUUUGUGGCCAUUCUAGGUGGACUUACAAAUGGAGGCGAAUGUGCCAUGGGGUUAAAUGUAAACAGUGAUGGUACUGUAGAGUACAUGAAAGGUGUAAAAAUCCCUCCAAAUGUAGUAGGUGUUGAUUUAAGCGUUCCUCCAUUUAAAGACGCAGUCGAAAAGUUACUUCAGGAUUUUAAGGUGGUCGGUUAG